Caenorhabditis briggsae is the source of this 909-nucleotide messenger RNA. NCBI's taxonomy places the organism in Eukaryota, Metazoa, Nematoda, Chromadorea, Rhabditida, Rhabditidae. Gene Ontology annotation, molecular function: protein binding. The transcript has 4 exons. The coding region runs from base 1 to 909 and encodes 302 amino acids. The record is from RefSeq and is a predicted model, not a curated record. Gene Ontology annotation, biological process: innate immune response.
AUGUCUUCCCUCUGUAAAAUGCCGGAUCUUGUGAAAGAGGAAAUCGUAAAAUUUUGUGGUUUUAGAGAAGUACUAACUCUCCGCCAAGUUUGUCAAGAUUUCAAGAACUUCAUCGAUGAUCUGAAAGCAUCAAAGCUUCCGGAUUCAAAAUUUGAAAACGUUCAAAUUAUAGUGAAAGACGAAAAUCACAUUCGAUUAACUUUAUUCCCAUAUGCAUUUAUCGAUUAUUUUCGGAAGGAAAAAACCAGAAAAUUCGGGAAGAAAACCACAAUUUUCGAGGAUCAGGAUAUUAUGGAUAUUGUCAUUUUUGAUUUGGAGCAAGUGCUGAAAUUUCAAAAAUCUUCCAAAAAAUUACAGAUUUCGGCAUUUAAACAAGCACAGGUGAUGUCAAUUUUGCCACUGUUGAACCCCAAAGUUUUGGAAGAAAUUAACAUUGAAAAUCCUGAAAUUUCACAGCAUGAAGGACAUGAUUCAUUGGGAAUGGAGCAAAUAAUGGAGACUGAGCAAUGGAAAAACGCGAAAAAAUUGAAUUGCGACUACUUUGCUUUGGGUGGAAAUGUCAAAAAAAUUGCUCAUUUUUCAAUUGCUAGAAUUUCGUUUACAUCGGUUUCCGUUCGAAAUUUGGAUAUUUUGAGAAAGGCAUUGUUAAAUUUCUCUUUAUUUGAAAUUAGCAAUAUCAGUAUAAAAUUUCUUCUGGAACACCAUCAACUUUCAAUUUUAUGGGGAGCUCCGUACUUCUCUGGUUUUUUUAUCGGUUGGUUUUUUAAAAUGAGCAAUGGAGAUGUUAUGAAGAUUGAUUAUGAACCUGGUUUUUUCCGAAAUCCAGCAAAUUUCGAAUUUUCGAAAAUCAAAAUUGAAGACGUUCCAGUUGAUGCCAAUGUGCAGGAGCUUCCAAUGGAAAACUGCUAA